AUGAUGGAUGAUAAGAUACUGCCACCAACACAAGGGUGGAAUCGAACUAGAGCAAUCAGCGAUACAAGUUUCAAGUAUAACAACUCAGUUCCACCAACAUCAUCAACACAACAACACCAACAACAACAUCUACAUCAACAUCAACAACAACAACAACAUUAUCUAGAGUCUGCAUCUCUUUCAUCCUCGCAUUCCUCAAUCGCGCUUGUAACAACUUUGUCAUCUUCACAAUCUUCUCAAGAGUAUUAUGAGAUCUUUGAAGAAGACGACGACGACGACUACUAUUACGAAGGAGAGGCAACAACAACAACAACAACAACAAUAACAGCAGCAACAACUUUGAUAGAGGACGAAGCAGAGAAGGAAGAAAUGUCGACCUCAGCAACAACCAACAGCAGCAGCAGUAGCAGUAGCAGUAGCAGCACCCUUACCCCAGCAAUGAUUGCUUCCUUGGGCUCUAAUGACCCAUUCAUUAGUGGUCACAACACAACUGGACACAAGCACAAGUACCCGACACUGACUCGCACCAAGCGUCGCUCACUACUCAAUGCCGACAUUGUAUCACAGAUAUUCACAAUCGAGGGCACGACGGCAAUCAAGCCUCCCUCUCCAACAGCCGCACCACAACAAUCAAUGCUACAUCCUAGUGGAAUGCCCUCGCCCACAGAGCGCAAGAGGUCCAGCUACUUCAAGGACGUCAACCGGACAUCUAGCAACUCCAACCUCCCCGACAUAAACGAAGCCGAAUCUUCGGUACCCAGCAAUAACAAUGGCAACUGUAACAAUAGCAACAACAACAACAACAACAACAACAGCGCCAUCAGUAGCCCAAUGAUGGUUUCACAAUCACCUGUUGGAAAGUCACAGGAACAAUACUCGUCCUCAUUCCCUGGACAGCCACUCAAGAAGAGGGCGAGUGCUAUCGAGCGAUUUGAGAACCUCUUCAGGAAGGACAAGAAGAAAGACUCAUCUUUGGUGAGCGAGCCAUUGACACCCACUGGAGCUUCAUCUACCUCCUCUUCUGUCAGUCACAGCAGACACGGUAGCAGUCAUACCUCACCUAUAAAGGCGGAUGUGGACACGUCGUUUUCAACAAAGAUCAGGUUGUCCAUCUCUGAGGCCGACCUGAUGCACAAGUCCGAGUCGUCCGACAGCAGUAGCGACGAAGAUAGUGGCCCUACCAACAACCAGACUGGUGGAAAGGGUCCAACCAACAGGGAGUACCAGGGCAAGACCAUGUCCGAGUACAUCACAAUCACACCACCCUCACAAAGCAGUGGUACAACGACCAGAGGCAGUGAUAAUGCUGCCAAUCUAUCACCUCAACGCAAGACGGUCGGUGAGCUAAUCGAUGAUUUUGAAAACUACGAAGAGCAGAGUAUACUACAAUUAAAGAGGUUUAAAUCAUUCGUUGGAACGAGACCAGGAAAGAAGGGCAGGAUAUGUCCUUCAGGGUUGGAUGAUGAUUCAACUACCACCUCUCCAACAUGCUACUCACCACGACGAAGGUUGAGCACAGCAGACAGAGAUGAGGUGUGUCAUGUUUCUGUUCUUACCUGCGAUGGUUGGAGAAGAGAAAUGGACUCGGACCACUUCUCUCCUGGCAGCUCAAGUCCAUACCAAUCAUCACCUGGCCAUCAUCAACAGUUGCUCCUCCUAGAGGAGUUUGAGAACGAGUUGCAACACUAUUCUCUAUCGUUUGGUGGUGCAGAGCACAAGAACUUUGUCUCUGUCGAUCAUACCAAUGCACCAGUGAUAGUCAGUAUCAUGGAGAAAGCAGAGAAGGUAUUGAAGCCAAAGAGGAAGAAGAGUAACAAGACUCUGAACGAUCGUCCAUCAAUCGAUAGGACGCUUAGCAACGUGGGCCAGAUGGAAGGAAAGCACAAGGUCAUUGUCAGAACGAUGGAGGGCGAGGACAGAUUCUACAUACCAUCGUCAGGCAAGUCAUCUUCGAGCGAACUAAUGAGCACUGUCAAGUCACUGUGUCCACCCUUGUCUGGUCUGACCUUCAAGAAGAUAAAGACGACACAAGAGAUAAAGAAGGGUCUACAACGAUGGGAGGAUGCACAGAUGACUAAAGAGUAUAGGUUCGGUAUACUCUACCGCAAGAAGGACCAAUUCACAGAGAAUGAAAUGUUCUCCAACAAUGACACAAGCAGCGAGUACAAUGAGUUUCUCGAGUUCAUUGGCAAGCGCAUUGAUCUCAAGGGCUGGUCCGAUUUCAAGGGAGGUCUGGACGUGCGUGACGAUACCACUGGAACACACUCGAUAUACACGACCAAACAAUUCACAAUUGAUGACCAACAUUCAUUCAAAGUACAGAUCAUGUUCCAUGUCUCCACUCUCCUCCCCUACUACGCACACGACGUCCAGCAACUCGAGCGAAAGAGGCACAUUGGAAACGAUGCUGUGGUUCUAAUCUUCCAAGACCCAGGUUGCCAGCCUUUCCAGCCAUCAUCAAUCCGUUCAGAGUUUAAUCAUGUCUUUGUUGUUGUGCAACCAUUGUCCAAACAAUCACCAUCAGAGAUGACCAAGUAUACAGUGUCCAUUGCGGCCAAAGAGGGAGUUGGCACGUUUGGACCAGCGUUCCCUGCCACCAAGGUCUGGAGAAAGGACAACCAGUUCUUGGACCAUCUCACUGUAAAGUUAAUCAAUGCGGAGAAAGCAGCACUCUAUGCUCCACCUUUCUAUGAAAAGAUGAAGAAGACGAGAGCAGUACUAUUAAAAACGAUAACAACUGGUCAC
Molecule: messenger RNA, 2745 nt
Organism: Acytostelium subglobosum LB1
Lineage: Eukaryota; Evosea; Eumycetozoa; Acytosteliales; Acytosteliaceae
Exons: 5
Biological process (GO): regulation of small GTPase mediated signal transduction
Molecular function (GO): GTPase activator activity
Source: RefSeq, a predicted model, not a curated record